AUGAACCUGACAGAGUUUAACUGGUCUGAUCGCUGUGAGCAUUUCUCCUGUCCAGAGAGAUCUGUAUCUCCUGCAGUUUAUAUCUUACUGUACGUGUGUUUAGCUCCUGUGGUUCUGCUAACAGUGUGUGGAAAUAUGCUCGUCAUUAUCUCUGUUUUUCACUUUAAGCAGCUUCAUACCCCGACUAACAUGCUUGUGCUCUCUCUGGCUGUGUCUGAUUUCCUCAUUGGUGGUUUAGUGAUGCUGCCAACAAUUAUCUGGACAAUCGAGUCAUGUUGGAUAUUCGAUAGGAGUUACUGCAUCUGUUGGAUAAUUACUUCUUUUUUUCUUGGUAACCUGUCCAUCUAUAAUAUCGCUCUCAUUGCUGUGGAUCGGUAUUUGGCUCUCUCAAACCCAUUCUUCUACACAAACAAAAUCUCUACAAGGACCAUGUGCAUUGUGAUUUAUUUUCAUUGGUGUUUGAGUCUGGCUUAUGUCAUAGCAUUCUUUUGUGCCAAUGAAACACUCAUGAGUUCUGUUAUGUGUCCUGGACAGUGCUUUUACUAUCUGAAUGUUUGGUCUGUAAUUGAUCUUGUACAUUCAUUUAUAUUUCCACUUUCUGUCAUAAUCAUAAUGUAUACUCGGGUUUUUAUGAUUGCUAAGAAACAUGCCACUGCUAUCAGAGAGCUUAAUAAUCACACACAGUCUAAAACACGGAAAAUCACCUUACAGUCAAUGAAAUCUGAGAGAAAAGCAGCUAAAGUCCUCGGAAUUUUAGUGUCUGUGUUUCUGGUGUGUUUACUUCCAUAUUUUAUUUACAAUUUAUUAGGUGGUGUUAUUCAAGUGAAGUUGGACACAUUUCAAAAACUUUUAAUUGUGCUUUACCUUAAUUCCACAAUCAAUCCAAUAAUUUAUGCCCUGUUUUACCCAUGGUUUAGGAGGUGCAUUAAAUUGAUAAUAACUUUGAAAAUAUCCCAAUCAGACUCAGCAUUGAUUAAUGUUCUUUUAUGA
This is a messenger RNA of Clarias gariepinus (North African catfish), 990 nucleotides long. Its product is annotated as trace amine-associated receptor 13c-like. Gene Ontology annotation, cellular component: membrane. Gene Ontology annotation, biological process: G protein-coupled receptor signaling pathway. Gene Ontology annotation, molecular function: trace-amine receptor activity. The record is from RefSeq and is a predicted model, not a curated record. Bases 1 to 990 code for a protein of 329 amino acids. The transcript has a single exon. Lineage: Eukaryota; Metazoa; Chordata; Actinopteri; Siluriformes; Clariidae.